This is a messenger RNA of Pocillopora verrucosa, 1006 nucleotides long. RefSeq lists its product as uncharacterized. The record is from RefSeq and is a predicted model, not a curated record. NCBI's taxonomy places the organism in Eukaryota, Metazoa, Cnidaria, Anthozoa, Scleractinia, Pocilloporidae.
CAUUACGUGUUGUCACGAAAGUGAGACAGGGCUCUCAACACUAGUUCAUUCUCUCAUCCAAUCCCUCAGUUGAAACUAGUUGAAACCAGUUGAAACCAGUUUGUGAUCGCAUGACUUAAUUCGAUGCCUAAUUUGAAUACAAGUGUUGCCUGAGCGUCUGGGUCGAACGGCACGUGUUUUAAGCACUGCGACUGAACUGACUCCAAAUGGCUCUCAACAGACGCGACUUGAAGGUGAUCUCGAUCACCCAGCUCAUCCUUUGUUUGGUGUUUCUCAUUUUGGGCCUUGUGGAUGGAUUAGCUGUGCGAUUCGUGUAUUCCAGCUUGACUUACACACCAUGCUGGUUAGCGACCCUUGUGUUUAACGCUGGUUUGAUGGGCUUGGUUCUAAGCAGCAUGCAUAGACCUUCCUUGACUCUGAUGAAUUUCUUGCAGUCUGUGAGCGUAACCUGUGCUACAAUAUCAGCGAUAACCGUGUACCACUACAUGUUCGCUUGGUCCAAAUUGAUAGCUUUGAAUUCGGAAGGUUACUUUCUCAGCAAUACAAAUCGCUAUUUCCUGGGUAAAGACGAGGAUACAAAAUUCACUGAAAAGCAAAAAUCCAUGGUGGCUGUUUCUUUCCUGAUCAUCAUAUGUUCCAUCAUUGAGAUCAUUCUCGCGAUAGCAGCCAUCAGGAGCAGUAAUAUAGAUGUUCAGGGCCCGCAGGAAUCUCAAGUAGGCGCUCGAUAUGGCCAACUUGAAGCUGGUCAGGUCCGGGUCCAUAUGCCAGGGCAGUCGAAUCCAACUGCACUCCAACCAGAAGUGGCUACUCCAGAAUCAGGCGAACCCCGACGUGCACCGUGACUCAAUAAAUACCGUGAACGUUCCAAUUAGCCCCAGAGAGGGAGAGAGGGGGAGGAGAUAAUCAAAUUCCAAAUUUGUAGAUGUCUUAAUAACUAGUUUGACCCUCAAAUUGACAUAAAAUUUUUUUGUAGUACGAGAAUUAAUAAAAAAGCAUACAAAUCAUA